Molecule: messenger RNA, 3537 nt
Organism: Pelodiscus sinensis (Chinese soft-shelled turtle)
Lineage: Eukaryota; Metazoa; Chordata; Testudines; Trionychidae
Source: RefSeq, a predicted model, not a curated record
AAGGUUGGACUUUUAACUGCAGACUACAAAACCCCCAAAUGUUAUGUUUUUAAAUUGUGCUACCCCAUUCAAUAUAUAUGCUUCAUACCAUGUCUGUUUUUACUGUUGCUUAAAGUAUAUUAUCUCAUUGUCUCAACUGGAGAUGUAGAUGAAUAUACAGUUGACUUUUCUAAGUUGCUGUAGAUACACACACAAAGGUUUCUAUGGAGCUUGGAUAUGUUUGGUACAAUGUGCUGGCUCUCUCUAUCCUUGUCUCUCUUUCUCUCUCCUCUCAUUGGCAGGCGUUUUGUAUAACACAAAAGACGUAACUUUUCAGCUGUUGCCACAGUUCAGAGCUGAGGCUGCACCAUGGCAUAUGUCUGUACUACUUCAGCCUCAGCCCCCCUUCAGGAAAGUACUUAAGAACAUGCUUACCUUGGAAAGAAUUUCAAGGCCUCCUGUAAAUUCUACUAUUGGUCAAGGAGCAUCUCUCCCUUCCCUUCCCUGACCCCUUCCAUCCCCCAGAGCCCCAUAAAUAACCCUUCUUUUCCCCUGUCCCUGUCUCAUGAAGCUUCUCACCAUGGAAGCCUCAUUCAAUUUGUCUCACUGAACUUGGGCUUCGCUGCUGCAGCAUGUUGUAGUACAAGUGCAGGGCGGGCGGUUACACAACACGAGAGUGUGAACCUGGAUGAAACCUUCGGAGGACACUUGCUAACCACACUGCACACAGAAGGCCUGUGGAAAUCUGCAGCUCCUGGAGCCGCAGCGGGGCCCAGCCGUACCUCAUCAUCUGGGCUGUUGAAGUUUGUUUAGGAAAAAUGACCCAGAGACUCUUAGGAAAACUUGAUGCUCUGGAACAAUAUUCACGCAAAAGACUGGCCAGACAUGGAAAAAUUGAAAGCCCGGGUCUUGGGAAAUUGCAGUUGAAACCAUUUGUGACAACUCCAUUGACAUUUGAAUUUAAGGAGGAUUAUGAGAUACCAAGUGCUAGAACAACAAAUAUUUCCAGGUCUAAACCUGCUCAGCAAUUUUCAGAAGAUGAACAGUUCUUCAGACAUCAGCAGAUAAGGCUUAAAUCCGUGGUGCCAAGACUGGCAGCUAGAAAGAGUCACUCUGGAAAACUAACUGCAAGGCCAUUUAGUGCUCCAGAUGUCUUGCAAGCUAAAGCAUGUAAUCAGAAAGACAAUCUCCACAUGUUAAAAGAAGGUUUUAUUUCAUUAAAACUAAACCAAAAAGAAAAACCUGUUAAUCUUAGAACAAAAGUUCACAGAAGACCAAAAUGGAAGACAGAGGUUGAAAAUGUUCUGAAGCUGGAUGCCCUCUGUCAGCAAGACAGCCAAGCCCAUUUACCAUCUACUCUUGACCAUAUGGACAUUUCUCAUUGGUGCCCUCCUAAAAAUGCCAGUAACCAGAAUGAAGAAUCAUUUCUAACAGCAUUAAAGGGGGACAAGAUAGCGCAAUACAGUAUUUAUGGGGAAGCUGGCAAAUUCAUUGCUCAACAGCUAGAGAGAGACAACACAAUCAGAGUCUGUGUAAAUGGUUUGAAAGAAAGAAACGAAGCUUCUCUGAAAGAAAGUGUUCUUGAUCUUGAAGAAACAAAAAGUACGAAUAAUUUUCAUGUAACUAAAUCUGCUUCAGAAGAAAAGAAAAAUCUCAUCUCCUUGAGUAUUGAAGAUGAAAUGGAAAAAACAAAUGCUAAAAUAAUCAGCGUGGGCGCUCCAAAACCAAAAUCUCCCAGGCCAGUGGUGAAAGUGAGUGAAACAUACCCCAUCAUUUAUGCUGAAGAAGGAUAUAUGCAAAACUUUAUUUUGAAGAGGUGGCUGCGUUUACAUGGAAAUAAAGUGUCUUGUGACUUAGAAAAUGAAAAUGAUGAGGUACAAACAAAUCCAAAUUCAGUUUUACAAAACAACUUUGAUUAUGCCCUGGCCUUAUCUGGAAAGGAAGAAAAGAGUACUUUUAAUGUAACUGCUAAGGGGAAUAAAAAGCUAAAAAGAACAUUAUCUGGGAAACAAAAAAUCAAUAUUCAUAUUUUAUCUCCAGAUGGAAAAAGUAAAAGCAUAAAAAAUUCACAGAAGGAAAAAAUUCUUGUUCAGAAAAUAGCUGGUAGCUUUCAUGAUGCUGAAGUACCAAUCAGUAAGCUCAUAUCAAAAGACAGGAAUGUUUCAGCAACAAAGGCUGAAUGUAAUCCUGAUGGCCUUGUUAUAUUUGGAGUAAACCCAAAAGCUGCAGCACACCAAUCCACUAAAAUAAAUGCAGCAACUGUUGCUAAAUUUCAUGGUUCUUACAGAAAACCACUGUUCACAGUCUCCCAGCUUCAAAAAAAAGGCAGGCUGGCUGAUUCAUCACAGUUGGAUUAUAUAUCCAUAACAAAACCUAUUAAAAUACAUGACUGCCCAAAUGUCAAUUCACAAUCAUUUCACAAAAUCUCAUAUGAUCAUUGGGAAAACAAAAGCAUUAUUCAACCUGCAGUUUGUUUUAAGAAAAACCCUCUGCCUAGUGACAAUAAUGAAGAAAUCGCUGAAGUAACCAAAUCUGCCAGGUGUUCUCAGCCAGCUUUCAGCAAGGAAGAAAAAUCAACUGCGAUAAAGCUAAAUAAUGAGUAUUGCACAGACAAUAGGAAAAGCCAAGAAUGGGUUAAUACUGUGGAAUUCUGGAGCACUAGCAGAUCUUCAGCAUUACUGAAAGAUUCAUAUGCAAUGCCAGGCAGCAGUCCUGAGAUCAAAAAAGCAAUGCUACCUGAAUGCCUGGCAUCAUUACCUGUUAACUUCAAUCAUCCAAUUAUUAGUAUACCAACCGCAUAAUGUCAUGCCUCAGAAUUCAAGAUAAAAAAAGUUCAAGCUGAAUUUACAGAUGAUACUGAUACUCCAAAGGACACUAGUCACUCCAAUUAACUGAUGGUAUAUCUAUUGAUUGACUGUCAUAGAUACAUGGGAUCGAUCCAUUUCUGAAAUAAAUGCAUCUGCCAAUCAAGAUGUUAUGAUAAUUUUUGUCAGAACAGCUAUUAUUUUUUACAUGAACGUAUGUAAACCAUGAGAUAUUUGCCACUGUAAUUAAUUAUGACAUAGCAGUUAUAAAGGGAUGUGUGUCUCUUAAAAUUAAUUGAUAGGCCUUUAUAAACCUUUAUUCAAUGGUUUUAUUAGACCCGCAUACAAAACAUUAAACUCUUGUUUCAAGCACAGAAAUUAUUUAUUUUCCUGAAUACAUUUGCUUUUGAACAUUUUAAUACAUUAAGAUAGUUCUUUAUUUUUAAAUACAAAGAGAAAUUAUAUUUAGAGUGUUAUCUACCUUUCUUUCUUAAUAUACCACGUAGAUUUUAAAGUCUUACAACUUCUAGUACUAUGAAUCAUAUUGCUUAUGAUCUAUGUUGUACACAUCAAGAUUCUAGCCAAGUUCUCCCUUGCAAUUUUAAUAAAAGUGUAUUUAGUGGAAUGUGGCUUUUAAUAUUUAGCAAUAUUGGAUUAGGCUGAAAUUCUCCAUAAAGUACAUUUUUGACAAUACACAUAAACUAAUGACUACGUGCAUAACCUAUUUUCAGCUAAUAUUAAAUCACGGGCACUU